Molecule: messenger RNA, 3465 nt
Organism: Penicillium salamii
Lineage: Eukaryota; Fungi; Ascomycota; Eurotiomycetes; Eurotiales; Aspergillaceae
Source: the annotation of a GenBank genome assembly
AUGAUGGAAGAGGACCCGCAGAUUCAAGAUGCUUUUAGCACUGCUAAUGACUUCUUGACACCAGUCCUGGAUCGAGAUGAAAUAAAAAAGACACCAGGGACCUCUUUGAUUCAAAUUCUAAGCCAGGUCUCCGAUCAUGACGGCGGUGAUGAUGAAUCCGGGAGACCGACGGUCAUCAACAAGGCCUUGGAUAUAUUGAUCAAUAUCCAUAGAUCAUUCGUUCCACCUGCCCCACGAAAGGGGGCGCAACAGCAGUAUUCUGAUGUUGCAGGUUCCCCCAUGGAAGAUGCCAAGCGCCGUCGAAUGUUGCACGCUCUGCUGGAUCUGAUUUCCUUGGAAGGCAUAUAUCCUUCAUUGUCCGCUGGCGUCGGAAUACCUUUGCAGCAGCGCGUUAUAUCGGUUCUCCCAGCCGGUAUUAUUGCCAAGAAGGCGCACACAAUCACCAGCAGUGUACCUCAGAAUGAGCCGCUACUUCGCCGCAUCAUUGGUGUUUUGCUUGUUAUACUCAGUGACCCUCACCCAAGCAUACAGCCCAUAAUUCGAAGUCGUAUCCUGAGUGAUGUGAUCAGUGGGAUCUCGGACCUUGCGUUCAACCCAAACCUCGAACAAUCGCCUGAUAGAAUAGGCCUCAAGGCAUCAUUAACAGACAUUGUGGAAGCUACCCCCACAACCGUCUUAUUACCCACGCUAUCUAGCUUCCUUCAGUCGGACACUGCUCAAUGGUUCAAAUCAACGAUAUCAAGUCAGAUCUCACACGUCCCACUACGACCAGGCGGAGUGGUGCAAGUCAUAAUGUUUAUUGCAUCGCAAUUCUCCCCAUCGCUUGGCCAGGAAGCACAGGAUCAAUCAAACGGCCCUCGGUUGACCGUGCAGGCUAUCAUGCAGAUAUCCCGCCUUCUCUCGUCUGUACCACAUGGGGUUGACUCGAAGGUCUAUUUUGAGACGAUCGCUCCGCAACUUUUGGCCUUGAUAGAUGGCGCUGAUCCAGACCUCCGGAAAACUGCUUCAUAUGUUGUCGCCAAUGGAAUACUGGGUAAACGUGCAUACGGGGCCGUUGGAACCAUUGGUCAUUCUAUUUUCGUGGAACCUAUAUUCAAUGCACUCACUGCGGAACUUGACCCAAAGUCCAGGCAAUGGAUGACCCAAUUUACGGAUGUCGAAGGCUCUUUGCCUCAGUCAAGGGAUGACGGCCAUACAUCUACUACCAUUGUGGACAGCACAACCAUCGAUCUGGCUUUGGAAAGAUUGAGAUGCUUGACAUUGCAGCACCCGAAUCCCAGCGUCGUCAAGCGGCUCAUUCAGCCAAUUCUUCUUCCUCUAUGGGGACUAGUAUGCUUCUCCAAGGAACAGCAACCCCUGGGUUCUUUUCAUGAACGUGUGCUACCGCUACUGCAAACAUUUUUCGGUAUUUCGGUCGGGUUUCCACCGCUGAAAAAGCUGGUCGAUAAUCUUCUUUGGGAUGGAGGCGUGAAUUGGACAUAUCUCGAGGAUGCUGACUUGCGAGUUGCAUUGGUCCAACGAAACGCCCCAGCGGGCGACCACUCCAAUUUGAUCCGCUUAAUGGAUUCAUUGCACACAAGAGCCGAAUUAUUCAUCAGUCUUCUUGGAUCUGACCCUAGCAGUGAAGAGAGGACUGGUGAUAUAUUCCUCUACGUGAGUGAAAAGUGGCUAGUGAAACCCACCAUCUCUCAACCGUCCAGGAACAUGCUUCAUGGAGGUCCUGUAAAUGAGACCGAAAACAUUACCCAGAAGCUUGUCAGUGCAAAGGUUGCAGAGAAGCUGCUGGACAACUUCAAGGAAGCACUCACCAGACGUCCGCUCCGUGUUCUGGAACUCAUCAAACAUAUAGUUGAUGGAGAAUUGCAUGUACUUCAGGCCCGAGAUAGCGCGAAAAAAGGAGAUGUCUCUCUAUCAUCACUAUCCAACAUUGUCGAGAAAGAGGAUGAUACAAUGGAAGAGUCAGCAAUCGAUUCAUCCGAGUCCCUCUCAACGGCCUUCAGCCUCCUGUCCACUCUGCUCGCCUCAGCUGAGUUCUCGCCCACCGAAGAACUGAUUCCGCUACUCUCGUCUCUAAAGCAAAAUCUGGAUCAGCUUGUACCGCUUCUUCCACCAACGCUCUCCAAGCCAGGACUUACGUCGUCGCUACUGCUGGAGAUUCAACUUGCCACUCCAGAUAAGCCCGCAACGCAGACGAAACCAGCUCACAUCAAAGAUCUUGAGACCUAUCGUCAAGCAAUGGCAAAUCUAACCUCAGACAUGCCACCAGUCAAAGCAGAAGGUCUAUUCCUCUUGGAGGAGCUUAUAAUGGCAGCUUCCCCGGUUGUUGAUGUGAGCGUGGCCCUCGGGUGGAUGCUAUUGGUAGUCACAGACACUUCAGGUACAGCGGAAGAUGAAACAUACAACCACAAAGCUGCAACCAGCGUCAUUGGAAAGCUGGCGUCACGCCACCCGCACACGGUGAUCAAGACGUUGGUUGAGGAUUAUGCGGAUAAACAGGAGAAGAGGACCCUGAACCAGCGUCUUAUGAUCGGUCAGGCGAUGGUCCAAUCGAUCCAAAAUAUAGGUAACGGACUCUCCGGUGAAACAGCAAAGGUUCUGGGAGAAACCCUGAUUGCUGUUGCCGGACGGCGUGGCACCAAAGACCAACCCAAGAAGUUGAGAACCACGACACAAGAAAACGACAACGUCGCGAGCCAUCAGCCUAGUCAGGCUAGCGACGAAGAAAAUGGAACUGAACUGUCAGAUGGCUGGUCAAUCCCAUCUGAGAUCGCCAAAGUCGCGUCCGAGCUCAACCUUCACGACGAGGACUCCGACGAGGAGACCGAGGAACAGAAAGCAUUUGCUGCCAAUGUUGUCGCAGCAUGGGCAGCUGGCACGUCAGCAGACGACAAACCAGACGAUCUUCGUGCCCGAGCAUCGGCGAUUUCGAUCCUCGGCACAGCCAUCACAACCAACAUCAUCGGCCUCGGCCCCACAGCCGUCUCAUCUGCCAUCGAUCUCGCCCUCUCCGUCCUUACGCUCGAAACCGCCACCGAAACGGCCAUCAUGCGCCGCGCAAGCGUGAUCCUGAUCCUUGACACCUUAAAGGCCCUUGAAACGGCACGCGAAACACUCGGACAGGACGUUGGAUUUGGCUUCUCUCUUUCAGACAAUGAUUCAUUCGCCGUGCCGCAGGCUUUCUCGCACGAGAAGUCCACUGUCGGUAAUAUUCCUGCUAUGCUGCGCACGCUAUGCUUCGUCGAGAGUCGGGAGAAGGACGGCCUUACCCGUCAACAUCUUCGUGAUUUGGUCGAGAGUUUGGAGGCCUGGACGGAGAAGUCUUUGAUGUGGGGCAUCGGCGUUCACGAAGGCCAAGAGGCUCUGGAUGCAGGACUUGGACUCGGUGGCAGGAUUGCGGGUCUUCAUGUUGACCCGAUGGCUGGUUUGGAAGGAACUGGUCGCCCUCGCAUUGAAGAGAUUGAAUGA